Molecule: messenger RNA, 783 nt
Organism: Peronospora farinosa
Lineage: Eukaryota; Oomycota; Peronosporomycetes; Peronosporales; Peronosporaceae
Source: the annotation of a GenBank genome assembly
AUGGCUUGCGACAAACGUCCAAUUCUAUCCGGCAAACGUGCUCGCAGCCGUCGAAAACGUGCUGCUCUGCGCACUGCGAACCGCGUCAACAAGUCGCCCACACCCGAGUGCGACAGUGACGAAGAGGCCAAGCGGCCACUGCUGACCGAGUCUGGUAAUGACUCGAGCAGCAGUGAUAAGACCACGUCACAGAGUGAGAAUGAGCUCGAAGACGGCCUUGUGCUCGUGUGCCGGCCUACAAUGCCCGACUUUUGCUCCGUUUUCUUGCCUCGAAGCGAGGAGUCGACGUAUACUCGCUCGCAGAAGACAGCGGAUUGCAAUACGUUUACAGUACAUAUCUCGUCCUUCCGGGAGACAUCUGAGGGCUUUGUAACGUACAUACUAAAGCUAAUGACGUGUGACCAGCCUUAUUACACAUUUCAGCUUGAACGCCGCUACUCUGAAUUUGUAGCGUGUGCUACUGAAGUCAACAAGCAAUUAGCGAGUGGUUUUGCUACUCGCUGUUGCGCUAGACGUGAGGAUGAGGACUUCGAAGCUGCAAUCACAAAGGAUGUCGACAAAUUUCAGUGGGAACUACCGGCCAAGACAUGGUUUCGUGUAACGCAGACAAACCAUCUGGAGGAGCGUCGUGCUCAGCUCGAACGGUCGUUGGAGACGUUGCUGCUUCAGCAAAAUCGUCACAUGUGCAAACUGCCAGUGGUGCGCGACUUCCUUAUGCUCGAUAUCUUUGGAGUACAAGUGGCAGAGCAAAAGAAUCUUGAAACUGAUGCACAAUAUGAAUGA